GCCGCAAUCCGCAACUCUGCACUUGGGGUUGGGCUCAACCGAAUCGCCCCCGCGCCAGGCCGUUCUCGUCGACGCCGCCGACCAAUAAGGAGCCUCGCACGCCACGCCACCACCGCCGCCGCAACCCACGCGAUGGCGCCACCGGACUCCAUCUCCACGUGCUCCUCCCUUCCCCUCGCCGCUGCGCCCAUGUCCGAACCGACCCCCUUCCCCUUCGCUGCGUCGCCGCUUCCAAACCCGCUCGUAGCCACCGCCUCCUUCCUACAGCACCACCUCUCCCGUUUGGCUUCCCACCUGAACGUCCCGCGCCCCGCCCUCGCUGCCGCGGCUGCGCGCACGCCGGGCCCCCAGGGCGCCUCCCUAUCUCUCUCUCUCGCGCCCGAUGAGGUCGCGCGCGCUCUUACCGGCACUCCCGUCUUCACUGUCUGCAACUCCAGCAACGAGUUCGUGCUUGUCUCCGACCCUGCCACCGGCCUCCGCUCCCUCGGCCUCCUCUGCUUCCGUUCGGAGGACGCCGACGCCCUCCUGUCGCAUGUGAGGACGCGGCAACCGGUGCUAGGCAAGGGGGCAAAAGUGGUGCCUAUUACACUUGAUCAGGUCUAUAUGUUAAAGGCUGAAGGUAUCGCAUUUAGGUUCUUACCCGACCCUCUUCAAAUAAAGAAUGCACUGGAGAUGAAAUCGGGCUUAACUGCUUUUGAUGGUGUUCCUGUUUUUCAGUCAGAUCUGCUGGUUGUGAAGAAGCAGAAGAAGCGCUACUGUCCAGUAUAUUUUCAAAAGGAAGACAUAGAAAGAGAACUUACAAGGGCUUCCAAAGGUUCAAGAGGGUCAGCCUUAUCUAAGAAAAUUAUGGUUGGAAGUUUGGAGGAUGUCCUGAAGAAAAUGGAGAUAAAUGAAAGAGAUUCUGGCUGGGAUGAUUUGAUCUUUAUACCCCCUGGGAAGAGCCUCAACCAACAUAUCAAUGAGGUAUCAGCAUGAUUUUGUUCCACGGUGAUAGCUCAGAGUUUGAACAGACUAUUCACUUUAAAUGCUAUGAUGGUCAGCCAAACGAAAUAUCAAAUUGCUGCCUGAGCUUUUCCUUUGGAUAGCUAUUUUCAUGGUCAGCUUUGUCAGGGAAAAUUAACUAAAGUGAUAGAAUAUGGCUGUGAAACAAUUUUCUUGUUGCUUCGAUUCACAAAAUUAACACAGGUUACACAAGAAGAUUUGAUGAAGAGUAAGUUGCGACAUUGGU
Molecule: messenger RNA, 1228 nt
Organism: Zea mays
Lineage: Eukaryota; Viridiplantae; Streptophyta; Magnoliopsida; Poales; Poaceae
Product: tic22
Biological process (GO): protein transport
Cellular component (GO): chloroplast
Source: RefSeq, marked validated